GGUGGCUGGUUUCGGGAAGCCCUUUGCCAGCAUGCCUCCUUGGCAGCUGGCCCUUGAAAAGUGAGGGGAGAGAGGCAGCUGCUGCCCUUCUGGCCGGGAAGGCUGCCUGCGGGCCCGGAGCAGUCCCUGCCUCGGCUCGGGGCCAGUAAGUGGGAAGGCCGAGUUGACCAAGAAGUCCCUUCACAACCACAUUCUAACCUACUGGAAACUCGUAUAGAACAGGAAGGUGCAGGGACUGUCAGUCGGUAGAGAUGAUCUCCUUCAAGCAAUUGCCGCUGGAAGCAAAGGCUGCGGUGGCUGCUGGAGUUGUCUUCUUCUCCAUGAUGAUAUCCCGGACCUUCCUGGCAGAGCAACUUGAGUUCGGUACACAGAGGUGGCUGCGGAGAUUACAGAUGGCACUGUUUGUUAAUGCGCUAAUGCUCAUAGGUUCUCUUUACAUCUGGAGAUGUAUAGUGACCACAUUCUACAGACUUUCAGCUGCUUAUUCCUAUUGUUUCAUACCAUGGAAAAUAGCUGUGCUAACGUUUCUAGCUUUGGCACACUCAAGCUUUUUUACAUUGCUGUUUCUUGUUGCAGAAGAGCCCUAUUUCUUUUCCUUAGCUUCUUACACAUGUCUAGGAGCCUAUAUAAUCCUUAUUUUCUUUCUCUUCACUCUGGGCUCUGUAGAGCAAGUUUAUAAACUCUUGGUCAGCAGAGCUGCUAAGACAAGUGGUAUCAAUAAGAGUAGUAAAACUGUGAUGAAACCUGUUUUGGUUGUUAUGGUGACAGUUGCUCUGACUGUUGUUGGGUUGUUGAAUGCCUCCCAGCCUCCUGCAGUGACCUCAGUGGUGAUUCCUGUUCACAAACUGCCUUUGUCCAUGGAUGGCCUGAAGGUGGUGUUGCUAUCAGAUAUCCACCUGGGACCCACUGUAGGGAAGACUAAACUUGCAAUGGUUGUGCAGAUGGUCAAAGCUUUAAAACCCGAUAUCACUGUGAUUGUAGGUGAUCUGUCAGAUUCUGAAGUGAUGGCCAUCCGACCUGCUGUUGAACCUCUUAGUGAGCUUAAUUCCCCAUUGGGAACUUACUUUGUCACUGGAAACCAUGAGUAUUAUACUUCUGAUGUCAACAGCUGGUUUGAAUUACUGAAGUCAUUUAACAUUCAUCCACUCCACAAUGAGAAUGUGAAGAUCUCUUCUCCAAGGAGCAGCAAUGAUUGGUUCUGUCUGGCUGGGGUUGAUGAUAUUGAAGCUCAGGUUAUGCGCUAUUCUGGGCAUGGCAUGGAUUUAAAAAAAGCCCUAGUUGACUGCGGUGCUGAUCAUGCAAUAGUACUUCUGGCUCAUCAGCCACUGGCUGCAAAAUGGGCUCUCCAAGAUCGCCCAGACAUAAAUUUGAUCCUUUCUGGCCACACUCACGGUGGGCAAAUAUUCCCUCUGAAUGCUGGUGCCUAUUUGCUGAAUCCCUUCUUUGUUGGCUUGUAUAAAGUUGGGCAGAGCACUUUCGUAUAUGUCAGCCCGGGGACUAUGUAUUAUGGAAUUCCAAUGAGGCUGGGCAGCAGAGCUGAAAUAACAGAGAUCAUCCUGCACUCUCCCUGAAUGGUCUGCCAACU
Molecule: messenger RNA, 1585 nt
Organism: Dermochelys coriacea (leatherback sea turtle)
Lineage: Eukaryota; Metazoa; Chordata; Testudines; Dermochelyidae
Gene: TMPPE
Product: transmembrane protein with metallophosphoesterase domain
Exons: 2
Coding region: 252-1571 (439 amino acids)
Biological process (GO): proteolysis
Molecular function (GO): aspartic-type endopeptidase activity
Source: RefSeq, a predicted model, not a curated record